CGUUGUCAGGUGGCGGCGCCGCAACCAUGGAGGGAGGCGGUGGUGGCGGCCGCAUUGGUGGCUGCGCUGGGAGGCGGCGGUAAGCGGCUCCCACGUCCCCGGCCCGGCCCCGGCCCCCCGGGACGGAGAGCCGAGCAGCCCCCGCUCCGGGCUGCGGACUAUGGGCCAGCAGCGCUGAGCACCGCGGAAAGAGGGGCCUGUGGAGAAAGCUUCCUUCCGCCUCAGUGUGCACUGCCCCGGAGGCUUUUCCCCCAGUCGCUCUGGAGCACAUUCUCCUGGCCAUGGGCCCUUAGCCUCCAGCCUCUCCUGCUGCUUCCUGCCUUCAAGGAGGCCGCGGAGGAGCUCAGCUGGGACUUGCUCAGGGCAGUGAGGUGAAAAGAGACGUCACCGAUGACGUAAUCUCCUUGUGUGGGGCUCAUCUGUGAACUUUGCCUCUUGGAGGAAACUGGAACUGGAUCCCCCGAGCUGCAGACACCUGGCCUUCCAUGAGCAGCGCGGCCGUCUGGCCCCUCCUGGCCCCCAGGACCGCUGUGCUCAUCACGCCCUCGUCCUGCUGAGAAGGCAGCGGUGGAGGACGGCGGAUGUGCUGAGGGGGAAGCAGCCUGGGCUCCCGGCCCUCCUUCGGCCGCCCCUCCCACUUCCCACUUGACUGAGUCACUUCCUCCCUGGCUGCUGCAGAGCUGAGAAUGAAGCGGAGAGCAUCAGACAGAGGAGCUGGGGAAACGUCGGCCAGGGUGAAAGCCCUAGGAAGUGGGAUUUCCGGAAAUAAUGCCAAGAGAGCAGGACCAUUUGUCCUUGGUCCCCGUCUGGGCAACUCGCCGGUGCCGAGCAUUGUGCAGUGUUUGGCAAGGAAAGAUGGCACAGAUGACUUCUACCAGCUGAAGAUCCUUACCCUCGAGGAAAGGGGGGACCAAGGAAUAGAAAGCCAAGAGGAAAGGCAAGGCAAAAUGCUGUUACACACCGAGUACUCCCUGCUUUCCCUCCUCCACACGCAGGAUGGCGUGGUGCACCACCAUGGGCUCUUCCAGGACCGCACCUGUGAAAUUGUUGAGGACAUGGAAUCCAGCCGAAUGGUUAAGAAAAUGAAGAAGCGCAUCUGCCUCGUCCUCGACUGCCUCUGUGCGCAUGACUUCAGCGACAAGACCGCCGACCUGAUCAACCUGCAGCACUACGUCAUCAAGGAGAAGCGACUGAGCGAGCGGGAGACUGUGAUCAUCUUCUAUGACGUGGUGCGAGUGGUGGAAGCCCUGCAUCAGAAAAACAUUGUGCACAGGGACCUGAAGCUUGGGAACAUGGUGCUCAAUAAGAGGACGCAUCGGAUCACCAUCACCAACUUCUGCCUGGGGAAGCAUCUCGUGAGCGAGGGGGACCUGCUGAAGGACCAGAGGGGCAGCCCUGCCUACAUCAGCCCGGACGUGCUCAGUGGCCGGCCGUACCGGGGCAAGCCGAGCGACAUGUGGGCCCUGGGCGUGGUGCUCUUCACCAUGCUGUACGGCCAGUUCCCCUUCUACGACAGCAUCCCGCAGGAGCUCUUCCGCAAGAUCAAGGCCGCCGAGUACACCAUCCCUGAGGACGGGCGGGUUUCAGAGAACACUGUGUGUCUCAUCCGGAAACUGCUGGUCCUCGACCCCCAGCAGCGCCUUGCCGCCGCCGACGUACUGGAGGCACUCAGUGCCAUCAUCGCAUCUUGGCAGUCCCUGUCAUCUCUGAGUGGGCCUUUGCAAGUGGUUCCUGACAUCGAUGACCAAAUGAGCAAUGCAGACAGCUCCCAGGAGGCGAAGGUGACAGAGGAGUGCUCCCAGUACGAGUUUGAGAACUACAUGCGGCAGCAGCUGCUGCUGGCUGAGGAGAAGAGCUCCAUUCACGAGGCCCGCAGCUGGGUGCCCAAGCGGCAGUUUGGCAGCGUGCCCCCAGUGCGACGGCUGGGCCAUGACGCACAGCCCCUGAACCCCUUUGACGCCGCCAUCCUGGCCCAGCGCUACCUGCGGAAAUAGCCGGACGGGGCAGCCUCCGCCGAGGCACCAGCACCAUCUGCCGCCUCGCCCCGGCCCCCAGCGAGGGGCCCCACUGCUGGGGCUGCUGGGGCCAGACCCUGUAGUGCUGAACUCUUCCCCCAAGCUGCGAUGGGGACUGGGACAGGGACAGCCCAGGUCACACCCGGGGUCAGCAGAGGUACCGCUUGGCUACCUUUCGGAUUAUUGUGUGAUUGUUUGGUUUUUUAAUCUGAGAAGCCUAGAUAACUAAUCUGCUUUUAAUCAUGACGUUUUAAUCUACCUCUGUCUCUUUAACCAUGCUGUCUCUGGACUGAGCGUGAGGGAAGAGGAGGGAGCCACCCACCCCCCGGGGGCCUGACCCAGCCGGCCGGGCGCCUACGCUGGCAGCUGCUCCCCGCAGUCCACAUAAGCUGAAGGUGCCGCUCACUGCUGGCUCCCAGCAUGAACGCCCACUCUCCACUGCGCCCCGGCCCCUCCCGUGGUCUCUGUCUGCCCCCCUCCCUCCCCACUCAGGCCCCUCAUUCCCUCCAGCUUUGGAAAACCUUCACCUCAUCUUAAGCCUAAUUCAAAUAUAUUUAUUUUUUUACUGAAACCAAUUUCUCUCCCCUCUCUAGGUGGCCCAGUCCCUGGCCACUCCCUUCCCCCGACCUGGCUGGACAGGGUGUCCGACCGCAGCCCACAGAGGGGCUCCCCUCCUCGGCCCCCAGGCUCUCCACUUUCUAGACUUGGUUCUGUUUCCCUCUCGGUAGCGUCUCUGAGGUGCUGUAGACUCGCAUUAACCCUGGUUUCCUUCACCCUUCCUGUGGUACCGAGGUCACGCUGAUGUACAUUGUGAAAGGGGGUCCCUGCUGGUUGGGCCGGGCCGGUGAGCUGGGGGGUCUGCUCGCACACGCUCUCUGCCCCCUCCCCCACUCUUGUGUUCAGAGAACGGUCUCCUGCUCUGGCUUCACAUGGGAAGUGGAGGGUGCCCUAGCAGUCCCUGGCCAGGGGCCUCCCUGGAGGGGUGGGGGCUCAUGGGGAGAGUUGUAGGGGCUAGGGGACCUGUCCUGCCUGGCUUGAGAGCAGCCCUGCUGCCCUUUCUGAGCCGAGUUUUUUGAAGUGGAUGCCUGUCUUGCCAGAAACGCUGUUCUCACCAGAAAGCCCUCCCCUCUCCUUCACUGGGCUUGGCCUUGCCCAGUGCCAAGCAAAGACCUUCCCCAGAGGCCCACCCCCCAUGCCUCUGCCCAGCUGGCAGGACCCCCUCGGAGAGGCUGAGCCUCCUCCUCCAGGCAGCCCUGGGCCCUCAGGCCCUUCCUGCCUGUCCUUGCUUCCCAGGGGGAGGUGCCCAAGGCCUCAGCGACUGUGUUCCCAGAGUGUGAGCUGCCCCCCUCCAAAGCUGACUCACUGUGAGUGACCUUGGGUUAGUUCCCAAACCUCCUUGUGCCUCAGUUUCCCCAUCUGGAAAAAAUGGGGCCACCUCUUGCCAGCAGUAGCAGGGCCACCCAUGCCCCUUCCUCCCCAUGCCCCCAUCCUAGCACUUGGGUGGCUCAUGCCUCUGCCUCAGUGGGUUUGUGGGGGCCCCCUGAGCCCAGCACUUACUCCCCCUGAGCAUUGAGCUCUGCCUCUGUCUCAGCCGCCCGGCCACUGAGAGCCAGGGCACUGUGCUGUGGGGACACGGGGUGCCCUCUUUUCUAUAUUUAUUUCAAAAAGAAGUCUAGGGGAGGAGAAAGGCAGCCCAGCCCAGGGCUCCCAGCCCCUGUGACUCUCCUCCUUUGGGGCUCUGUGACUUGGCCAGGGCUUGUUACUGCAGAGCCCCUCGUGCCAGCAGCCUGCCCAGACCCUCCAGGGCCUGCUUUCCUCGUGUGGUCUUUCUCCUCCUCUUCAAAGCAAUAUCCUCCGGGCCUGCGGAGCCCUGUUGGACAGACCGCCCCUUCCAAGGUUCACCCACGCAUCUGGUUACAUUUGUGGCAAAGCAAAGGAGAGGAGGUUGGGUCUGCCCUCACUGGGUGUCACACGCUGAGAGAAGUCCUAUUGUAAAGAAACAAAAUGGAAAAAGUCACAAAAAAGUUUGUAUAAAGACAUAUUUUUGUACUACAUGGGGACUCUUCCUGCAUGUCAGCAAUAAAACUUCCUGAUCUGGAACCAC
This is a messenger RNA of Choloepus didactylus (southern two-toed sloth), 4119 nucleotides long. It is a transcript of the gene STK40, whose product is annotated as serine/threonine kinase 40. Gene Ontology annotation, biological process: protein phosphorylation. Gene Ontology annotation, molecular function: protein kinase activity; ATP binding. The record is from RefSeq and is a predicted model, not a curated record. Lineage: Eukaryota; Metazoa; Chordata; Mammalia; Pilosa; Megalonychidae. Bases 687 to 1994 code for a protein of 435 amino acids. The transcript has 12 exons.